AUUAACAUAACCUUCAUAUUUUUGAAUGUUUUCGAAGUUAGACUUUAUUUUCUGUAAUUCUUAUUUUAUUAUCUUAUUAUGAGUGGCGGCUUAAUUCCCAGUAAAAGCACGGUUUACGUGUCUAAUUUGCCUUUCGAUUUGAAGAAUAAUGAUUUACACAAAGUGUUUGAAAAACAUGGAAAAAUAGUCAAAGUAUCAGUCGUUAAGGAUCGUCAAUCGCGAAAAAGCAAAGGUGUGGCCUUUAUUUUGUUCUUGAAGCCUGAAGAAGCUCAGGCAUGUGUGCAGGAAACCAAUUUGAAAGAGAUGUUUGGCAGAACAUUAAAGGCGAGCAUAGCGAAAGAUAACGGCCGAUCAACCGAGUUUAUUAGACGAAGGGAAUAUCCCGAUAAAACGCGUUGUUAUGAAUGUGGCGAAUUCGGUCAUUUGAGUUACAAAUGUUCGAAAAACUUAUUGGGAGAACGAGAACCACCUGCGAAGAAAGUGCGCAUUCGAAAGAAGAAAACUAGUCAGUCACUAACAGAGGAGGAAAAGCAAUUUUUCGAUAGUUCUGAGGAAGAGUCUCAUUCAGUACCUCUUGACGAGGAAACUCUGAGUGCUGCAAUCAAAACUGAGCAAGAGAAACACGAUAUCGAAGAAUACCGCUAUAAAGUGGCUUUAGGCGCUUAUGAUCCCGGCGAGGCAGGCUCCAGUAAGAAGAGAAUAAAGAAAAGCUCAUACUUUAGUGAUGAGGAGGAAAGUGAUUGAGCGUCUGCACCCGAAGCUGUAUUUAUUUCUUGCCAGGAAAGGAGCUACGUUUAUCAACCAGUCAACGUGUUUUGAUGAAUAAUUAGGUCGUAUGAGAUUUGAGCAAACACAUUAAACCGAUGUAUGAUACAUUUUGGUUUAUUUAUAAAUCAUCAGACCCAUUCACCUAGAAGAGCGAUUGUACCAUUUUUAUGAUAAGGCAGUGGCUUAAAAUGUCUCUUUUAUUAACGAUUAAUGGUUCAGCGAAAGCUAUUGGACAUAUUAACUUUUAAUAAUAUUUUUUUUGUGUUUAUGUGACUAUUUGUUUUGCGAGUUUUAUGUUUCUUAGAUGUACAAUUAAUAUUUCAAUUGCAAAUUUU
Dendroctonus ponderosae (mountain pine beetle) is the source of this 1103-nucleotide messenger RNA. Its product is annotated as zinc finger CCHC-type and RNA-binding motif-containing protein 1. Gene Ontology annotation, biological process: mRNA splicing, via spliceosome. The transcript is spliced from 7 exons. Gene Ontology annotation, molecular function: zinc ion binding; RNA binding. Lineage: Eukaryota; Metazoa; Arthropoda; Insecta; Coleoptera; Curculionidae. Bases 79 to 744 code for a protein of 221 amino acids. The record is from RefSeq and is a predicted model, not a curated record. Gene Ontology annotation, cellular component: U12-type spliceosomal complex.